This is a messenger RNA of Penicillium olsonii, 2406 nucleotides long. Lineage: Eukaryota; Fungi; Ascomycota; Eurotiomycetes; Eurotiales; Aspergillaceae. The record is from the annotation of a GenBank genome assembly.
AUGGCGUUCUUUGGCUUCGAUACCACCCUACCCAGGGACCGCGAUGGUUCCGGGCCUAGGGGGUUCUUCGAAACCCCAGAUCCCUUCGCGCAAGUCGCUCAAGCUAGUGCGCUCGAUGAUGACGCGAUUGACUUCGAGGAUACCUACGAUGGUCUCGGCGACCAGCUCGACGAUGACCAGGACGAGUUCAACGAUGACACGUUCGGUGGACCUGGGCCCGAAUCAUCCGGAAGAGACUUCGAUUUCUUUGGAAAGACCGCUCAGGUUUCGGAUGCAAUUGGCGAGGAGCAGGUUCGCUACAGCCUGCAGAAUCCCAAUGCUCCCCGGGUCGCUCAGCCCGUGGCCCAACCCGUCCAGCCGGCCCCCCAGGCCAAGCGCUCCGGUUAUGAAAAGUACUCGGAACCCGGAUAUAUCCCUGACUUGCAAGCUAAGUCCAGUGUCUGGGGAGUGUCGCAGAAGAAGACCGAGCCAAUCCCGGCCAGUCGGAAAAUGCUGAGCUUGGAGGAGGUGGAAGCGCAGAUGCGCCACAGCAGUAAUGCAGGAGCACCGGCAGGAGAUGCAUUCCUUCGAUCUAUGGUCGAGCCCCAGUUUCACCCACAGUCUCAGCACCUCCAGGCAAUUCCCGAUGGAUAUCCCCCAGUCCACCCAGAGUUCUUGCAAGCGCAGCUGAGACAAGGUCACCUCCCCCAGAUGGCCCACCCUCCACCGGGUAUGCCAGAGCUCUAUGGUGGGCCUGGGAUUAUGCCCCCCGGUGGCCCAAUUCAUUUGCCACAGAACAUUAAUGCUCCCCCGCAAAACCUGCCCCCUGCUGGCCCGCGCCACGCCGGCCCUCCUCAGGUCCAACGCCCUCCCCAGCACCAGCAGCUGCCGCCAAACCGGGUUUCCAGCAAUGGAAUGCCCGUCAUCACCGACCCACAGCAGCUUGCCAACCUCACCCCCGAACAGCGCAACGCUUAUCUGAUGGAGGAUGCCAAGCGGGCGAAGCGCAACCACAAGAUCUUCCUUCUGUCCCGCGGCAAUGGCUUGAUGACACCCCAGGACAAGAACUUCAUUACUCGUAUUCAAUUACAGCAGCUCGUGGCAGCCGCUGGGAGUAUAGCGGAUUCGGAUCCAGAAGCCGUACUGGCCGAAGAUUUCUAUUAUCAGGUCUGUAGCCAGAUUCGUGGCGCACCGCGCCAGCACCCUCACCAGCCGUUGGGACACUUUGCGCAGACCUACCUUCUCCAAACAGGAAACCGGCUCGGCGGGCAUCGCCGGGGCAACUUCCAAAGUGCCGAUAACCACAUGCAGCGCAUGCAGCAACAGGUUCAGCGGGCCGUGGAGGCGGCUAAAGCCAAGCCCAAAAACAAGCAGCUUAUCAUUGAAGGCAGCCUGGGCAAGAUUGCAUUCAGCAAUGCUAAGGCUCCCAAGCCGAUGUUGAACAUCAAGCGCCCGGACAGUGCCGAUGGGCCGAAGCCGAAGAAGCUUCAGUCUAAUCUCAGCCUAAGUGACCGGAAGUCGAUUCUUACCAACGUUGAGAAUGUGUACAGUGCAUUGAUGGCAAUGGAAGAUAUGGAACGGACGAUGCCCCCACCUCCGGAGGAGGGCGACGCCGAGGCCAUCCAAGAACAUAUGGAAUGGCGACAGAAACUUCACACUCUUAACCAAAAGUUGUGGCGCUCCCUCAAAGUGAUGGAGCCCAUUGUUCCCAACUCGACCACCCCCCACCCCUUCAUCGCAUUCCUGUCCUACCCUAAGGGCAAGAAGGCUAUCCCCCGCAUCUUCCGCCACAUCGACCAGGAGCAGCGCGUUACCAUCCUCACCAUGAUCGUCGUUCAUCUCGACAGCCUGGAUGUCGUUCGUCUUGCCCAGCCCGUGCCGGGUGAGGCUCAACCAUCUCUUGGCAUGCGCGAGGCUAUUGACCUGUUCUCUCUGGCUGUCAUGCCCUGUCUGUUGGGCUACGUGAACGAGGCGCCAUUCAACAUCAUCAUUGGUCUCUUGGGAUUGGUCAUCAACCAGACCCAUGUGCAGACCGUGGCCCGGACGAAGGUCGGUCUGGGCAUUUUGACCAUGCUGCUCAGCCGUGCCGAGAUCGUCAAGGAGGCUGGCCAAGCUUCCGAGCACGAUUGGCAGCAGUGGGUGGAGAAGUUUAACGUUCUCUUUGAUACUUUGGAACCUGGCUUGAACGAUACCUUCCCCGGCACUAUUAGCUCCGGUGAUGAUAUGUAUGUGUGGCAGUUCCUGGCGGCUGUCGGAAUUGGUGCCAGCCCCGAACAGCAACAGCGCCUGGUCAUUGCGGUGAAGGAUCGCGUGAUGGAAACUGUGGGCUACAGCAAGACCCUCCCUGCCGACAUGGGCAGCCAACGUUUGAGUAAUGUCAACCUGUUCAUGCGGGCCAUUGGUCUGGACGUUGAACUCCUCGGUUAA